GGAAGAAAAAAACACAGUGAAGUGUUUUCCCCAGUAAAUGUACUGCUACGUGUGCAUUAUAAGGAGAGUAAACGGCUGCUCGGAUUCGGCUCCACACAGCCUCAAUGAACGCAAACGGUUAACGCAUGGACUGUAACAUGGAUGGAUAUCUAGAUCAGCAAGUGCCUUACACUUUAGCUAAUAGAUUGCAAGGAAAUGGGCCCCUAAAUAGACUGUUGGUGGCAGCGAAAAGGAAAUACAUGGACACCGAAUUACCCCCUCAGGAAUCUGAAGACCUUUUUCAGGAUUUAAGUCAGCUUCAGGAGACAUGGCUCACAGAAGCUCAAGUUCCUGACAGUGAUGAGCAGUUUGUUCCUGACUUCAUCUCAGAAAACUCGGUGGCAUUCCACAGCCCGCCAGUGAAGAUUAAGAAGGAGCCUCAGAGCCCGGGUUCAGACCCCAGCCAGUCCUGCAGCCACAAGCAGAGCUUCAGCUAUCCCAGCGGAGAGCAGUGCCUUUACGCCAGUGCCUAUGAACAGAAACGAGCAGCAGCAACAUCAGCAGCAGGAUCCAAAAGCUCCUGUCCCGGGACUCCCAUGUCCCCCAUGCAUUACUCCCCCAAACCAAUGGUGGCCAACCGGCCUGAAUCGGGGUAUAUGAACGCACCCUCUGCAAGCCAGUCACACCCAAGCCACAGCCAGAAUUACCCCAUGAACCCCAGCUCCAGGUUCCAGUCAGGCUCGGCCGACAUGUGCGCUCCAUUCGGGCCUCCGGGUCAGACCCUGCAGCGCAUGCCCCCUAAUCCCGCCGGAGGAGCGGGCGCCGGGGGCGGCGGCGGGUACCACCGGCAACACUCGGACCCAUGCAUGCCCUACCUGCAGCAGACCUUCAAGCAGGAGUUCAUAGACCCGUUGUACGAGCAGGCAGCCCACAUGGGCACGGUUCCCCCUCAGAGGUUCCCUCCGGCCCAUAUGAUGGUCAAGCAGGAGCUCCCAGACUACACCUACGAACCUGAUGUUCCCGGUUGCGCCUCUAUGUACCACCACAACGAGGGUUACCCCAUUACCCAACACAGCAAUGAAGGCUACAGGUUUGAAAACGACUCUCGUGUGGUUCCAGAGAAAUUUGAAGGUGAGGUAAAGCAAGAAGGUGGUGGCACAUUCCGUGAAGGUGCCCCCUAUCAGCGACGUGGCUCUCUGCAGCUCUGGCAGUUCCUGGUGGCACUCCUGGACGACCCUGGGAACGCGCACUUCAUUGCCUGGACUGGCCGCGGCAUGGAGUUCAAACUCAUCGAGCCGGAAGAGGUUGCCAGGCUCUGGGGCAUGCAGAAGAACCGACCAGCUAUGAACUACGACAAACUGAGUCGCUCCCUGCGCUACUACUAUGAGAAAGGAAUUAUGCAAAAGGUGGCAGGAGAGCGCUACGUUUACAAAUUUGUGUGCGAGCCGGAGGCGCUGAUCUCUCUGGCUUUCCCCGACAAUCAGCGGCCCAGCGUGAAGGCCGAAAUCGAUCGCUACGUCAACGAGGAGGACACGGUCCCGCUGUCCCAUCUGGAUGAAGGAGUGUCUUACCCCUCCGAACAUGCUGCCACCAACCUGGGCCCUCAGGCCUACUCCAAAGGCUACAUGUACUAAUGGCGCCUACAAGCCUCAUCGAUCCCCAAUGCACCUAUUGCACAUGCCCGCCCCAUCCACUUGUAUAUAUACGGCUAUGGUGUUUUUUAUUUUUGGUUUGUUUAAAUUAAUAUCAUAGGGACUUUCUUUCAGCUAUACAAGAUAAACACAUGCCUGUGGUUUUACCAACUGCUUAAUAAUAAUAAUAAUAAUAGUAAUAAUAAAAGACUCAAUAUUAUUCCUACCAUACGUUCACACCAGACUGUUUUCUCACUAGGCUAUUGAAUGUUAGCUUAAUGAUAUGGAUGUUCAGGAAACAAAGGUGAGACGACUGUGUACGAUUCACUUAUGCAACCUGCUGGUGAAACCAGCGAUCAAUUGGUAACAAAGGGCUCUUUUAUGAUCAAACGUAUGUAAGGAAUGUGUAAACAAGCCAUAUUGCAAGUCCUCAAAUCUUUUAUCAGCGUGCAGGAAGACUGUUUUAGCUUAAAACAACAAUUAACCUAAACUAAAAGUCACUUUGGCUAGAAAAUUUAUCCAUGUCCUCGAAGUUGUUUGAUAUUGACAAUUCAGAAUUGCCUUCAGGAUGUAAAUAUCCCUGUUACACGACUACUCGCUCCGUAACCUUUAACUAUACGGGCUGAACGAAGUGCUGGAGGUGUAGUCCUGCAGUAACACUAUAAUCCAAAUAACUUGAAUAAUACUAUAAAUAAAUACUACAAUGUUUAUGAAUGAUACUCCAGUGUUUUCAUAUGUGAUAUUUCGCAUAGUAAAUCUGAACUGUUUAUUCUAUUGAAAUAAACUCUUUGCUUU
Molecule: messenger RNA, 2405 nt
Organism: Trichomycterus rosablanca
Lineage: Eukaryota; Metazoa; Chordata; Actinopteri; Siluriformes; Trichomycteridae
Gene: etv4
Product: ETS variant transcription factor 4
Exons: 13
Coding region: 126-1613 (495 amino acids)
Biological process (GO): regulation of transcription by RNA polymerase II; cell differentiation
Cellular component (GO): nucleus
Molecular function (GO): DNA-binding transcription factor activity, RNA polymerase II-specific; sequence-specific DNA binding
Source: RefSeq, a predicted model, not a curated record